CCGAGGGCGGCGCGGCCGGGCGCGGCGAGGUGCGCCGCAGGUGCCCGGCCUAUAUCAGGCGGCGCGGCGGGGCGGCCCCGCUGCCCCAUGGCGGCCCCCCGCCAUGGCCGAGCCGCGCUCCAAGCGGCCCCGCGUCACGCUGCCCGCCUGCCCGGCGCACCGCCCGCUGCCCGGCAGCCGCCUGCGGCAGAGCUUCCCGCCCGCCGUGGAGGAAGGCCUCUGCGGGGUCACGGGCGCGCUGCUGGAGCUCGCCUACAGCCUGCAGGCGCUGGGUGAAAAUUUCGAUCAGUCGCACGUGGCUCUACCAAAUGUAUCAAAGUUCUUCUUACAUCAAGCUCUGGAAGAGAGAAAAGCUGCAGAAGCUUUGAUGAAGUAUCAGCAAGACAGAGGAGGCCAUUACUGUUCUAAAACCAUCCAGAAACCAAACUGUGAGUAUGCAGUCGGUUUGAUGAAAGCCCUGGAAACAGCAAUGGUACAGUGGAAAACAAUGACAAGAUACUUUGAAGAGCUUUAUGCCCUGAGUAUUGAAAAUGCAGAUCCUCAUAGUGCAAACACCAUCAAGAAACAAUUUAUCGGGCCCAAAAUCCAGAAGAUCAAGCUGAUGGGAGAUCUGCUGACCAAUGCUCGCAGGCUUGACUGUUCCCAAGAUGGCAGAAAUAGUCUUGGGGAUUACUUUAUGGACCGGUUGCAGAAAGAGUUCAGAACAGGCAUAGAGCCAGAUUACAGUCAGCACUGCAGCCCCUGCCCACCUCUCCAGCAGUGUACCGGAGCUGCAGAGGGUCUGAAGCGAGCCCAGAGAGAAUCUUCCCAGCACAGAAACAGCAUAGGGCCAAUAUAUGCAACCAUACACUGCACCACCAUGCUGCCGCAGUGUAACGAUGGCACAGGAGCAAAAGUGAAGCAGGGCAGGGAGGGCCCUUAAUGCUGUGGCUGUUGCAGCUACAGAGCAUCUCCCAAGGCAGACCUGUAUGGAGGGUGGACUUGGGACCAGAGCUCAGAAGUUAUGCUGUAUUGCUCCUCCUGCUUUACACCCUGUCUCUGUGACAGAGUCGCAGCUCAAAAUCCAGCCCAUAACAUUAAUUUGUUUAAAUGAUAGCAAGGUGGCUAGUUACCUAGGCUGUUGUCAUUAGUUGCACUUUCAUCUAUGCAAUUCUUCAUAGAAGCCAAAAGCUUUUAAGGCUCUGUUUUAAAGGAUUAAUGGGAUUAGUUAGUGCAAAUUAUUUUUAACAGUAUAUAUAACUUUUAUUU
Falco peregrinus (peregrine falcon) is the source of this 1248-nucleotide messenger RNA. Its product is annotated as ferritin light chain-like. Gene Ontology annotation, biological process: iron ion transport; intracellular iron ion homeostasis. Gene Ontology annotation, molecular function: ferric iron binding; ferrous iron binding. Bases 104 to 922 code for a protein of 272 amino acids. The transcript has 3 exons. Lineage: Eukaryota; Metazoa; Chordata; Aves; Falconiformes; Falconidae. The record is from RefSeq and is a predicted model, not a curated record. Gene Ontology annotation, cellular component: cytoplasm.